Rhodofomes roseus is the source of this 3469-nucleotide messenger RNA. Its product is annotated as DNA polymerase family B-domain-containing protein. Gene Ontology annotation, molecular function: DNA binding; DNA-directed DNA polymerase activity; nucleotide binding. The record is from RefSeq and is a predicted model, not a curated record. The transcript has 24 exons. The coding region runs from base 76 to 3342 and encodes 1088 amino acids. Gene Ontology annotation, cellular component: delta DNA polymerase complex. NCBI's taxonomy places the organism in Eukaryota, Fungi, Basidiomycota, Agaricomycetes, Polyporales, Fomitopsidaceae. Gene Ontology annotation, biological process: DNA-templated DNA replication; base-excision repair, gap-filling; nucleotide-excision repair, DNA gap filling.
CGUCGCUCAAGUUCUCCACCCAUCGCGUCGCGUUCGCCAUCGUUUCCUGUGACUUGACAUAGAAACGACUAGACUAUGGCGACAAUAUCCAACGUGGUGUCGGACUCGACUAAAGAGAAUAUCCCGCUAACGCGAACCGCGUCGGAGACGUUCAGUGACGCUCAUGGCGCACACUCACAGCCGCUGGCGAAGAGGAGAAAGCUAGGAGGCGACUCAUUCCAGGGCUCGCAACCGACAAAUCAACCUUCCUUUGCCGAAGUGCUGGAGCGCCUUAAAGAGGACGCGGGUGAAACUAAAGACAUUGAGGGCGGGGCCGACUGCUGGCCAAGGCCGAAACUCGGUCCUAUUGACGAGAAAAGAGAUACCAUCAUAUUCCAGCAAAUCGAUGUGGAGGACUGUUACGAUGGCGGGACAGUGGGUUUCCGAAUGUUUGGUGUAACAGAGGCGGGCCACAGCGUAAUGACCUAUAUUUCAGACUUUCUUCCUUAUUUCUAUGUGCCAGCCCCCCGCGGCUUCACGGAGAGCGAUACAUGGGCGUUCGCCGAGUACUUGAACAAUGCCGGCAGUGGUGGCGUCAAAGGCGCAGAACUCGUCAAGAGAAAGAGCCUAUGGGGAUACAGAGGCGACGACUGGAUCGUGUUCAUCAAAAUCACCCUGUUCGAGCCGCGCAGCUUACCGAGGAUCAGAGGCAUCUUUGAGCGAGGCGAAUGUAGUUUCCGUGACCUCUUCAAGGAUCAGACAGCGACGUUCGAGAGCAAUAUACAGUUCACAUUGCGUUUCAUGAUCGACGCCAAGGUCCUCGGCAUGAAUUGGAUCGAGGUUCCUGCAGGAUCCUACAAGCUGACUCCUGAGAGCAAGAAGAAGUCUCACUGUCAGAUCGAACUCAGCGUCCGCUGGGAUCGAUUCAUUUCGCACCCAGCUGAGGGACAAUGGUCAAAGAUUGCUCCUCUCCGUAUCCUCAGCUUCGACAUCGAAUGCGCGGGGCGAAAAGGCAUCUUCCCCGAGGCGAACGUUGAUCCAGUCAUCCAAAUCGCAAGCAUGGUCACUCGGCAGGGCGAGAGCAAGCCCUUCAUUCGUAACGUUUUUACCCUCAACAGCUGUGCACACAUCGUGGGCUCGCAGGUCUUGAGCUUUGACGAUGAGGUCCAACUGUUCACUGCUUGGCAACGGUUCGUAGAGGAGGUUGACCCCGACGUUGUCAUUGGCUACAACAUCGCCAACUUCGACAUACCGUACCUGCUGGACCGUGCUAAGGCCGUUAAGGCGGACAAGUUCCCGUACCUUGGCCGCAUGAAGAAUAUCAAGUCGCAGAUGAAAGAGACGCAUUUUUCGUCGAAGGCGUUCGGUCAACGUGACUCGAAGGAGACUGCGCUCGACGGGCGGCUUCAAAUUGAUCUCCUGCAGUAUAUGCAACGUGAACAUAAGCUGCGCAGCUAUACGCUGAACUCCGUUUGUGCGCAAUUCCUGGGAGAACAGAAGGAGGAUGUGCACCACUCAGUGAUCACGGAGCUGCAAAACGGGACGUCGGAGUCGAGGAGACGGCUAGCGGUCUACUGUCUCAAGGAUUCGUAUCUGCCUCAACGGCUGAUGGAUAAGCUGAUGUGUUUCAUUAACUACACUGAGAUGGCUCGCGUGACUGGCGUACCCUUCAACUACUUGCUCUCUCGUGGACAGUCUAUCAAGGUCUUGUCCCAGCUUUACCGGAAGGCCAAUGACGACGGCUAUAUCGUCCCUUCGCUGAAGGGAGAGGGUUCAGAUGAGCAGUAUGAAGGUGCCACCGUCAUCGAACCUAAGAAGGGCUACUACGACGUACCUAUUGCGACAUUGGACUUCAGUUCACUGUACCCAUCCAUCAUGAUGGCGCAUAAUCUCUGCUACACGACGCUAAUUGACAAGAAGAACAUUGACCGUCUCAACCUUGUCAAAGAUGUGGAUUACGUCCAGACACCGAACAACGACUUCUUCGUCACAUCUUCCAAGCGCAAGGGAUUACUUCCCACCAUUCUGGAAGAUCUUAUCGCGGCACGUAAACGCGCCAAAGCCGAUCUGAAGAAGGAAACGGAUCCAUUCAAGCGCGCUGUGCUGGACGGUCGACAGCUUGCGUUGAAGAUCAGUGCCAACUCUGUAUAUGGUUUUACGGGUGCAACCAUUGGCAAAUUGCCGUGUCUGCCCAUCUCCUCUAGCGUCACUGCAUACGGUCGUCAAAUGAUCGAGAAGACGAAGAAGGAGGUAGAGGCCGAGUACUGCAUCGCGAACGGUCAUAUGCACGAUGCCGAGGUCAUCUACGGUGAUACUGAUUCGGUCAUGGUGAAGUUCGGUCCCACAGACCUACCCAGUGUCAUGGCUCUAGGCAGUCAAGCGGCGGACCUCGUCACAACGAAAUUCAUCAAGCCGAUCAAGUUGGAGUUCGAGAAGGUCUACUUCCCGUAUUUGCUUAUCAGCAAGAAACGCUACGCGGGUCUAUACUGGACAAGACCGGAGAAGUAUGACAAGAUGGAUACGAAGGGCAUCGAGACUGUACGACGGGACAACUGUCGGCUUGUCUCCACAGUCAUCGAAACGUGCCUUCACAAGAUGCUGAUUGAUCGGGAUGUGAAGGGGGCCGAAGACUACGCCAAACAGAUCAUCUCAGACCUCCUGCAGAACAAAGUCGACAUGUCGCAGCUUGUCAUCACCAAAGCACUUGCAAAAGCUGACUACGCUGCCAAGCAAGCGCACGUAGAAUUGGCAGAGCGCAUGAAGCAGCGCGAUGCCGGUUCAGCACCUGCCCUGGGCGACCGUGUGGCCUAUGUUAUCAUCAAAGGCGUGAAGGGUGCUGCGGCGUAUGAGAAGUCUGAGGACCCUAUCUACGUCCUUGAGAACAACAUACCGAUAGACACAAAGUAUUACCUCGAGAACCAGCUGUCCAAUCCGCUCAUGAGGAUCUUUGAGCCUAUUCUCGGCGAGAAAGCGGCAUCACUGUUGUCUGGCGAUCACACGCGGACGAUCCAGAUUGCGACACCCACUGUCGGCGGGCUGAUGAAAUUUGCUGUGAAGACUGCGACUUGCAUGGGCUGUAAGACGCCCCUGCGACCGAGCAACAGUCAGAAGAACGGCGCCGUAUGUAAUAAUUGCAGACCAAGAUUAGGCGAAUUCUUCCAGAAGCAGGUAACCACUACUUCUGACAUGCAAGUACGGUUCUCUCGUCUUUGGACUCAAUGUCAACGUUGCCAAGGCUCUUUGCAUAUGGACGUUCUAUGCACGAGCAAGGAUUGUCCUAUCUUCUACAUGAGGAAAAAGGCGCAGAAGGACGUCGAAGAUGCCAACGCCCAACUUGAACGCUUUGAUCACGAACUCUGGUAGAUGGGGCACCCUGGAUGAUGCCAUGUAUUCUUAUUGUUGCGAGCAUGGGACUUGUGUAUACCUCAGCACUUGCGUAAUUUGUACUCUAGUGAACCUGCCCAGUGUUCAUGUAAUUGAUUGAGACGCG